AUUUUCACAUAUCAAACUGUCACUUGGUUGUUCCACACAUCUUUCACUUUACAUUACAAUACAAUUAGUAACUAGAGAUUUCUCAUGACUUUGUUUAAUUUGUAUGUUGUAGGAUUGCAAUCGGUGCCCAUGUUGGACUAAAGUCAUUAUGUAAAAUAUAUCAAGUUUUUUGGAUUCAUUAGUGUGUGUUGGGAGAAAAUAAAAAUAAAACAUGUCUGGUUGAAUUUUGUAAUAACUUUUUAUCUGGUCCUGUACCCUCCAUCUUGUUUCACCUGCUUGAUGGGAAUAUUUUCGAUGAGGGUCAAAUUCUAAAUACGGCAUUUUUCAUUUGCAACUCCCCCUUUGUUCCAUUAUUUCUAUUUCAACAAGUUGCUUGAUGUGUUCUCUCCGUUUACCACGUCCUAAAAUAUUCACAGUUAUCUGUUGCCGCUGUGAAGAUCGAGACUUUACCGCAGCUGUCCUCUCCAGACCUUCCUGUUUAUGUCGUUUGAGAGACAUUUGAUCAGUUUAAUAUGUAGGCUGGUCAGGAGAAAGACGUAUUGUGUUGAUCUAAUCCCAGAUUUGGCAUAGUCCAUAAGCUUUCAGAUCUGAAGCAAAGAGCAUUUCACACUUUAUCUCCAAACAGGAUUACACAAUGUCAUGCUAUAAUCCAGCAGCAUGGCUCCCCUUAUUUCCUGAGCCAAUUCAAGAACUCCCAAGUCAUCCGUCUGGCAUAGCUAAUGCAGAGCUUUUAACCUUUGUGUGGUGCUGUAUUAAAUGAAAUGGAUAGCUGUAGAGUUCACAAACACACACACAUCAACUAUAGGUUCAUCCCAUCAUCAUUACUGCAUUUGAAAAAGUUGGAUAUCAGGGUUGAGAAAAUAGUGACAUUUCAGCUUUUCCUUGAUCAGCCAUCCGUCCUUUCCAUUCGUCUCUGCUGUGAAUACACAGCACAGUUUUUAAUGAAUGUGAACAGUGAGGACUCCCAGGUGGCCGCUGGCGCUGCGGGGUGAUAAUGAAAAGGGCGGAUGCUUCGGCGUAACUUGUCCAGGCUCAGGGUUCACUCAUUAAUCUCAGUCGCUCAGCGGAGAAUCACACAGCUCAUUGUGUAUUUGGUGUGCGUGUGAAGAUACAGAACUAAACAUGUCGACUCUCUGAACUCAGAGAUGAGAGCUAAACCUGCGCCUGCACGGGACUUUGGGAACAACACCAUUUGGGAGGAAUACGUGGACAUCAGCUUUGUGGUGGCCAACAGCUUGGUGCUGUUGAUGACCUCUGUGGUUGGAGUCGCUGCCAACAUUUUUGUGAUACUGGCGGUCUAUCACCAAAAGUCCCUGCAAACUUCGAACAAUGCGCUGGUGGUGAAUCUUGCGAUCAUAGACAGCCUGCGGUGUGUAAUGGACUGCCCCUUUCUCUUGACCAUCGUUGUGGCUGUGCAUCGGUACGGACACGUGGACGAGACGCUCUGCGAUGCUCAAGUGGCCUCUUUCUCUUUCUGCUGCUGUAUCCAGCUGUUAACACUGGCAUGCAUCAGUGCAGAAAGGUACCAGGCCAUUGCACAGCCCUUCAAAAUACGCCAGCGAGGAAAACGGAUCAGAGUGCUGAUUCCUCUCACGUGGGCCGUGGCGAUUGUGGUGGCUGUUUACUGUCUCAUAUUUGUCAAGGACUCACCGGUGCACGCAAGGUGCAAAGGAUUACAGAGAGACAUGUUAGCCUCCUAUGACAGCUUUGGACUUUACAUGCUGUUCCCACUGUGGGCCGCCUGCUUCGCUCUUAUCAUUGGAUUCUAUGCUGGCAUAUUUGCCAUUGUGAGGUCGCACAAUCGCAAAGUAUUCGACAAAGGUACUUUUCCACUCCCUAAGAAAGAAAAAACAGAGGAUAAACAAAAGACGGAAGAAACCACGAUUGUGGAAAAUGGAAAGUCUGAGCAAAAGCAGACCUCUUCACCUGCUGCCCCGGUUGAGCCGGUGACUAAAGCUGAAGUGUGUUCAUCAAAGAUGGAUUAUUCAACUGCUCCACUGACCCCAAUAAAACCUGCACAAAGUGUGUCUGGUUCAGAGAAAGAAUUGAAGAACACUGUGGAGAUAACAGACUUGGAAACAGAACAACCGUGCCCUCCUGCAAAGCAGGUUGGAGUGCGACUGCAGACUGAAGAGAAACCAUUUAAAACAGAGCAGUCCAACCCCUGUGCCACGAGAGUGGAGGCAAAACCAUCAAAUAGAGGUGCCGCUGUUAGUGUUAAGAGCUCAACUGCAGAGCCCCAGAAGGUGUCAGGCAAAUUUAACACGGAAAACCAAACCGAAGAGAAAGUGAAAACUGACAAGGCACCCACUGAAAUGACAGGAACCAGCCCCCGUGUUCCUUGCUCAGAAGAUCCUGAAUCUAUUGCUGUUUUACAGAUUAAACCGAAACAGGGCGAGGACAGAAGUGGAGGACAAACCCCGGCUGUCACAGUAGAUCAAGUGUCUUCAUUACCUCCAGUCGCAGGUAACGCUCCAGAAACAGAGGCUCCCAACAUUGAGAUAGAAGGUGCUGUUUGCAUGAUGCCUUCAAAAGAGGGUAAAGAGAGAGCGAACAAAAGGAAGGAAAGCAAAAUGGCGAAGCGUGCUGGUUACAUAAUUGUAACCUUUCUCUUGUUCUGGCUGCCGCUGAUCACAACUAUCCUGGUGAAUUUAGUCGUUCCCAAAAACAAGAAUACACCGAUAAACAUCAUGCAGGAUGUGGAGAUCCUGUCAGUGUCUGUUUCCUGUGUAACGUCACUGACCGACCCCAUAAUAUACGCUGCAGUGAACCCGCAGUUUCGCACAGAAUUUGACAGAAUAAGAAAUAAGGUUAAAGCCACGCUCACCGCUCAGUGA
Molecule: messenger RNA, 2837 nt
Organism: Platichthys flesus (European flounder)
Lineage: Eukaryota; Metazoa; Chordata; Actinopteri; Pleuronectiformes; Pleuronectidae
Product: dopamine D2-like receptor
Exons: 2
Coding region: 1146-2837 (563 amino acids)
Biological process (GO): G protein-coupled receptor signaling pathway
Cellular component (GO): membrane
Molecular function (GO): G protein-coupled receptor activity
Source: RefSeq, a predicted model, not a curated record